AUGGUUCCCAAUAAAGUUUUACGAUUAUUCAGCAAGAAACAAGAGAAUGUUAUAGACCAUUCAUAUAUACGAAAGCCGUAUAAAGUAGAGUGGACAAAACAACAUGAAACAAAAGAAAGUAAUACAUAUAGAGCUCCAUUAAAAUUUGAUGACCUUGAUCCUUCAACUAAUUGGAGAAGACACCAGAGUACACCACUCUUGGUUGAUCCAAGAAGAUUGGCCACAAGUGGUUAUGAUCAUAAACGAAAUAAUUCUGAUGGCGAUGAAUGGAAUUACCAUAAACAAACUCCGUCUGACAGAAAAUAUGAUGUGACACUUGGUGAAUGGUUGUGUAUGAUAAAUGUUCCCGAUUCAGACAUUGCCAAACAAUUCAAUGAAGCUGGUGAGAGACAAAUAGAACAUCAAAACUUAUCCAAUGAUACUCAUCCGGAAGCUGUGUAUACUAGUAGAAGGUACAAAUUCGAAAGUCUUGAAUUACCAAAUAUAAUAUUUACCAAGACCAAUGAGCGGAGAGAACGGUUGGCUGUACGACAGUAUAUGGCAAAUGAAACUAGACUUUGUAAUCUUAAAUUAGAGAUGAUCCAUGCGGAAAAUUCAGUCACUGCUGCUGAAAUUUAUGAAAUAUUACAAUAUUUGUGA
Molecule: messenger RNA, 639 nt
Organism: Racocetra persica
Lineage: Eukaryota; Fungi; Glomeromycota; Glomeromycetes; Diversisporales; Gigasporaceae
Source: the annotation of a GenBank genome assembly